Molecule: messenger RNA, 354 nt
Organism: Protopolystoma xenopodis
Lineage: Eukaryota; Metazoa; Platyhelminthes; Monogenea; Polystomatidea; Polystomatidae
Source: the annotation of a GenBank genome assembly
AUUGAGGUUGAGCACCACUGGCAGAUUGUUCGCAGAAACAGUUGCCGCCGAGCCUCGGGUAGACCGCUAUCGAUGCAACUUCCGCCAGGUUUGGCGAAAUGUUUGCUGGAGGUAGAACAGCUUGUAGCUACAGCACCGUCGAGUGGUGGUGGUUUAUUUUUAAUCACAGACCCAUACUGCCGGGAGGAGCUGGCACCAAUUUCUCAUUUGGCCCAACGUCUGAUGGCUUCAAAGUACCAGAAGGAUGACGAGCUUCCCUCUGAUGCGUCGGGGCAAUCCGAAACCAUAGUGAUGGUGAGGUUCGUUAACAGCACUCCGGAUUCGAGCUCGAUCGACAGGAUUAUGCUCAGGUAG